This is a messenger RNA of Malassezia sympodialis ATCC 42132, 2673 nucleotides long. RefSeq names its product 27S pre-rRNA (guanosine2922-2'-O)-methyltransferase (gene SPB1). NCBI's taxonomy places the organism in Eukaryota, Fungi, Basidiomycota, Malasseziomycetes, Malasseziales, Malasseziaceae. Gene Ontology annotation, cellular component: nucleolus; nucleus; preribosome, large subunit precursor. Gene Ontology annotation, biological process: maturation of LSU-rRNA from tricistronic rRNA transcript (SSU-rRNA, 5.8S rRNA, LSU-rRNA); rRNA methylation; maturation of 5.8S rRNA from tricistronic rRNA transcript (SSU-rRNA, 5.8S rRNA, LSU-rRNA). The record is from RefSeq and is a predicted model, not a curated record. Gene Ontology annotation, molecular function: rRNA (uridine-2'-O-ribose)-methyltransferase activity; rRNA (guanine) methyltransferase activity.
AUGGGGAAGCACGAAAAGAAGGCGGGCAAAGGCCGUCUUGACAAGUUCUACUGGCUUGCCAAGGAACAAGGGUACCGCUCGCGUGCUGCCUUCAAGCUUGUGCAACUGAACAAAAAAUACAAGUUUCUUGAGAAUGCACGCUGCUGUAUCGAUCUAUGUGCUGCUCCAGGUGGUUGGCUCCAGGUAGCAAGUAAGCAUAUGCCCCCAGGAAGUCUUAUUGUGGGUGUAGAUCUCGUCGCUAUCAAGCCCAUUCCCCGCUGCAUCACCUUCGCCGAAGAUAUCAACUCGUUCAAAUGUCGUGACCAGCUCCGCGAGACCCUCAAAGAUUGGCGUGCCGAUAUUGUACUCCACGACGGUGCCCCUAAUGUCGGUACAGCGUGGGUGCAGGAUGCCUACACACAAUCUGAACUUACCUUGCAGGCCCUCAAGCUCGCCGUGGAGUUCCUGAGUCCCGGCGGCACGUUUGUGACCAAGGUAUUCCGCUCGAAGGACUACAACAACCUCAUGUGGGUAUUCAAUCAGCUCUUCCACCACGUCGAAGCGACUAAACCGCCGUCCUCGCGUAAUGUCUCCGCCGAGAUUUUCGUUGUAUGCCAAAACUUCCGAAACCUCUCGCGUAUCGAUCCCAAAUUCUUAGAUCCCCGCCAUGUUUUCAAGGAACUCGAUUCGGAUCCUGUGCAGGGCACAAGCUCGCACAAUCUCCUUGAAAACGUCGUUAACCCAGAAAAGCAGCGCCGCAAGCGUGAGGGAUACGAAGACGGCAACUAUACCCUGUAUAAAGCCAUUGGCGCCGACAAGUAUAUACGCGCCAUGGACCCGAUUGCCGUACUGGGUACAUACAACCGCAUUACCUUCGAUACAGAAGAAGACAAGGCCCUUCUCAAGCACGCAGCUACAUCGGAGGACGUGGUAGCCAAUUGUGAGGACCUCAAGGUACUUGGCCGUCGCGACUUUUCUGUGCUCAUCAAGUGGCGCAAGGCCGUGCGUGACUCACUAGAGCUAGACCAGCCCAAGGGAAAAGACACAGAAGAUGCACAGACAACUGUGGAAAUGGAACCCUUGAAUGAGGAGGAGGCCAUCGAUGAAGAGCUUUCGCGCCUUAACGAAGAGGCCCAGAAGCGGGCUCGUAAGGAGCGUAGAAAACGUAACGAGGCUCGUGCCAAGGCCCUCCAGAAGCUUCAGCUCAACAUGACGACAGCCAUGGAUAUUGGCGAGGAUUGGCGUGACGAGGCUCUCCAUGGUGAAGAUAUGUUCUCACUGGAUGCUAUCGAAGGGCGACAUGCUCCGCGCCAUGCACGUGCGGCGGAGCUCUUGGAUGCAAAUGAUGCGCUCGAGGACGAAGACAUGGAGGGCGAGGCCCUUAAUGCUGAAGAAGACGAGCAUGAGGACGAGGACGACAGAGAGACUCGUCUGCGUGAACUCGAAUCCAACGUGGAUGCUAUGUAUGAGCAAUACAAGGACCACUUGGAGCGCAAGGAUGCCAAGUUCCGUGCGAAAGAGGCGCGCCGCAACUCAUCCAAGUACGAAGAAUGGGACGGCAUUUCGCAGAAGCAGGAGGAUGAGGACGAAGACAGCGACGAAGGGCCUGUCGCGCGUGGAUACGACGCAAUGAACAAACGCAAAUUUCAUGAAGAGACAUACGACUCCGAUGACGCCGAGGACGACGAUGACGAGCGUGAAGAGUUGGAGUCUACCGCAAACGUCCCGCCGGUCAAGUCACGACAAACCAAGAAGGCUCCCGCGGAGUCGGCCCUUCUUACGAACCUGGAGCCAUCCGGAGCAGCUGCCCAACGCCAGAGCGCAGCCUCGGCGGUGUGGUUCGACAAUCCAAUCUUUAAGGAUAUGGUGCCUCUUGAGGACUUUCUUCCUGAGACGGAGGCUGCGAAGGAUUCGACUCCUCCACUCGAAGCGGAGGACAGUGACGAGGAAGAGAGCUCUGCCCAGGAGGAAGAUGUCGAGACUUACGGUGACGACAUUGAGCUUGUGCCUUCGACCACGAAUGAAGACAUUCCAGACGGUGAAUGGGACGUGCACGAUGAAGAUGUUGACGCUACCAAGCAAGCGCGCAUCAAGCAACAUGGUCUGCACACAGCCGAAGCUGUCUCUCUGGCCCAUGCGCUUGUGAACCGCCAGCUGACCAAGACAGACCUAGUGAACCAAGGGUUUAAUCGUCACAGCUUCAAUGACAAAGCGGGUCUACCUGAAUGGUUCUUGGAGGACGAAAACAAGCACUACCGGACCAACCUCCCUGUGACCAAGGAGGCUGUCGAUGCUCUGCGUGCACGCCAGCGCGCGCUUGAUGCUCGUCCUAUAAAGAAGAUCGCUGAAGCCAAGGCUCGCAAGAAGCAUCGUGCUGCCCUACGCCUUGAAAAAGCGCAAAAGAAGGCUGAGGCGAUCAACGAGAACACCGACCUGUCGGAGAGGGAGAAGGCCGAGAAUAUCAGCAAGAUCUUGGCUCGAAGUGGCAAGAAAACUGAAAAGAAGGCACCCCAGCUCGUUGUUGCCCGUGGCCCCAACCGCGGUAUCAAGGGUCGUCCGAAGGGCACUAAAGGUCGCUAUAAGAUGGUGGAUGCACGUAUGAAGAAAGAGCUCCGCGCGCAAAAGCGCCGUGACAAGCGGGAUGGCAAGAAACGCAGCUCAGGGCAUAAACGCCAGAUCCCUAAGGGCUACUAA